AUGUCCUCGCCGCCGGAUUACAGUGAACUGCCGCGUUACAGCACCGCUAAUCUCUUGUCUAGCGCGCCGCCUUACUCGACGUGCCACUCGCGUCCUGCGACCUCGUAUUCUGCUCAUGCAUCGACAUCGCAGCCACGACCGUUUGAAGUCAGGGAUGGCCAGCUCGUACUCUCUGUCAACGCCCCACGUUUAUCGUCUCGUGGUCGGCCAAAGUACCUCGCCGGAGAGGCUAUUCAGGGCCAGGUUAUAAUGGAACUCGACCACCCGGAGUCCGUGCAUGGCGUCCAGAUAGUGGUCAAAGGCCGAGUUGUAUCGACACAUAGCGAGAUCACCUCGUUCACCUUUCUCAGAGACUCCCAUGACCUGCUCAAAGGCAAGCAACGUCAGCGACGACUCGUUGGUCAGCAUCAGUGGGCAUUCGACUUUCCUUUCCCCACGGAAAUGCAGAUCGAGCGGCACGGCACGUAUCCCCUGCCGCAAACGUUCUUGGAUCGAGGGACUGCCAUCGCCAUCCACUACGAGCUUGUCGCUAUAGUUGACCACGGGAAACUGCGAGCAUGUCGAAAAGUCCGGACGCAACUUUGCUACGUGCCCAAGACCGUCGCAGGCGCGCCUUCACGGCUUCAAGCGCGCGCCUACAGGCAGGGAUUGCCGCCGCCGGGCCCAGCAGAGGACCCUCGCGGCUGGUGCGCCCUCGAACCUGCGGUGAUGCGCGGGAGGGUAUUCGACAAGCGCGACGUGGAAUCCCGAUUCAUAUUGUCGCUCGCCAAUCCCCUUUCCUACGCCCGCGGAACCGUCAUCCCCUGCCAUAUGACCGUGCAGUGCUUCGACCAGCAGGCGCUCGAGCUGCUGUCCAACCCAAAGGACAUCACUGUGCACUUGCGCCGGCACGUGCGGUACGCGUUCGGGGACAUCAAACGAGAAAGCGCGGUGCGCCCGGUCAUCGUUUGCGACGUCGGCAAAGCUAUUUGGUGGCCCUCUGCUGAUCAGCACGCGCACGCGUACGAGCGCAGGCUGGACGGUGAGAUACACUUGCCUUCCGACCUGCAGCCCUCGUCGGACUUCCCGUAUUUUGGCGUUCAGUAUGGCGUCGUUGUCAUUCCCGCUCCUAUAACUGGAUUCAAGACUCAGUAUACUUCGCCUCAGGUUGCGCAGGCCGUGGAGAUCACGACAUGGCACGCACCGGGACCUAUACCUCUGCGCACAAAGCCGGAAGAGGCGAGCAAUGGACCUCCAGACCAGAGGUACAUCGAAGGGAGCGAUGCCACACUGAUAGACACGCUGAUUUCAGUGUUCUCUGGCUCCCGUCGUCGUGUCACCGUACCUUGA
Schizophyllum commune H4-8 is the source of this 1329-nucleotide messenger RNA. RefSeq lists its product as uncharacterized. The record is from RefSeq and is a predicted model, not a curated record. Bases 1 to 1329 code for a protein of 442 amino acids. The transcript has 6 exons. Lineage: Eukaryota; Fungi; Basidiomycota; Agaricomycetes; Agaricales; Schizophyllaceae.